UGCGCGCGCGGGGCUGCUGGGGGCGGGAGGGUAGCUCGCAGGUUCGCGACUGAUUCGGAGCCCCCUUGGCGCUCACGCCGCCGCUGCCCUGCGCGUGCGACCGCGGGGGGGCUCCGUUCUGGGGGCGGAGCUCGCUCGCUGUAGUUGCGGGGAGGGCGCUGCCUCCAGAGGAGCCAUCGGGCCGUAUGGACCGCCUCAAAAACCCGGUGUCUGUCGCAGCUCGCCCUUACGCCCUGCAUCACAGAUAGGAUUGGCAAUGCAGAAUCCUAUCUCAGGAUCCUGUCAGUGCAUCUGAACGUGAUAUAUGAAAGAAUUGCUCCCAGGAAGAGAAGCCUCCCUGCAAGGCCAACCCUCCAACCCUGAAGAUGUGGACUGCCAUCAUAUUCUUUCUGCUGAUUUCCUUCUCUAUAUGUGAACACAGGUUUUCUGUCCUGAAAGGGAGAGGAGUCCAUGUAAUGCGAAUAAACAGGCUUACAACUGAAAAGCAAUGCAGGCAGGCUUGUCAAAACCGAGAUGCCUCAGGUAGCCAUCGAUGUAAUUGGUCUGUGCCCUACCAGAAAAGCUGCAUCCUCUUGCAGUGCCACCAGCUAAGCAUGUGCCAGAAUGCCGGAGAAGAAGACAUCAAAGGUCUGCUUGGAGAAAUUGUCAGUGAGAAAAGGGAAACAGUCCUGUUUCACCACCAAAGCUAUCCACAGAAAAAGGAGAGGAUGGUGAAUACACGGGCUAACCGACACAAUGUGGAAAACCUGGUUUCAGCAACUCAGACUCUUAAGAUUCACUUGAGGCAUUUGCUUGAGGUUGAGAGUGAAGAUGUAACAAGUGCCAGGAAAACAAUUCCAAGCAAUGCUACCAGCACCACAGUGACUACCACCACUGCCAGAGGCGUAACAACAAACGUUACAAAUGCAACUGUCCUUACAAAAGCUUAUGAAGUAGCUGCCAACACGUCAGAUUCCUCUGGAGGUUUUGGGUUCCUUGCAGAAGCCAUGUCAUCAGCUGCUUCUUCUCCCACUUCUGGUAACAUCCCUGCUUCCACUUCCAGCCACGUCACAAAGCUUGUGACCACUACUGAAAAAACAGGAAACAGUAGUUUUGUUUCAGUAUUAUCCCCUACUUCUACUUCUGGUCCCCUCACUGUUAUUUCUCAAGCAGGUACUCAAAUGCCUCAAACAGAACAGUUCAACCCAGCCACCACCAUCACAAGCGGUCGCCAUUCUAGUAGCCCUGUCACUGUUGGAGCUAGCCCAAAGAUGCGGAGCACAACAUUGACCACCCUCAUCUUGCAGAACACAGUAACAUCUUCCAUUGCUUCCUCUCGUGCCACAGCAUUCACUCCCUUGGAAAGUUCACACUCUGCAACUACACUGCCUGUUGUUACAUUGCUAUAUCUAGAGACAGAAACAAGUACAGCCACAAAAUCCUUGAGUAAAUCAACAUCUCUUCUGGGCUCUACAAGAGGUGCCACAGUUUUAACUACCAUCUCUGCAGCAAAAACUACGACUGCACGUGGAAUGAAGUCAACAUCUCACAUUUCCUCAGUAACCACAGCUCCUGCAGAUGCACCCAAAACAACAGCUUUGGGCCUUGCAGAAACUCAGGGCAUGGACAAUGAUUAUUUUCUCAUUGCUGCCGAGCCCCUGACCCAGUACUUAGUGGAUAAAAGUUCGCUUCUUGCAGUGCUUUUAGUUGGUACUUUUUUUUUCAUGACUAUUAUAGUUCUCUUCCUUAUUCAGGCCUAUGAGAGCUACAAGAAGAAGGAUUACACACAAGUGGAUUAUCUGAUCAAUGGAAUGUAUGUGGACUCAGAGAUGUGAAAGGAUGGGGAUGAAACUGUAGUCAGAGAGAUGGAAAGCAGAUUGAAAGCCUGCCUGAUGUGGUUUUCUUUCCUAUUUGCCUAUAACAUAAACUGAAAGUGCUUCCAAAUUUACUUCUGGUGCAAUUGAGCGGAAAUGCCAUGUACUGUAUUAAGAAAAAGAAGGUUUUUUAAUUCAACUGUGCAACAGGUUGCUGUAAAAAAAGCAAUUUAAAAAAGAGUAAUUUUUAAAAUUUCCAUAUGCACAAAAGGUUUGGCCAUUAUUUUCCGUUGCAAAACAAACCUAACAAGCGGUAAGCCAUGAUCCUCAGAAAAUGCUGUGGCACUUUUUCAACUGUUUACGGUGAAAUUCCUUGUGUUACAUUCAUUUCACGUGUGCUCCUCUGAAAACAGAGCUAAGGAUACUAUCACCUUUUUUGAAGUGCUCUGAAAUCACCAGAUAAGUACUGCUGCAACAGGGGGCUUUUAAGCCAAUGCAUGUCAUGUUUCAGUAUGCUUCUUGCUUGUAAAGAGAUCUGUUUACAAGGCAUUGUAAACUCUGUUUACUGCUAAACCAAGAUGUCUUUUCACCAUGGAGCAGAUUACUGUGCCUCUGCACUUAAAUGAUCUUAUUUUUGUAUUCACUUAAUAAAUGGGGCCCUGUGGGCAUUUCUUAUUGCAUUUCUGUUUUCAUUCCUGUCCC
Cuculus canorus (common cuckoo) is the source of this 2495-nucleotide messenger RNA. RefSeq names its product chromosome 5 C11orf24 homolog (gene C5H11orf24). The coding region runs from base 366 to 1814 and encodes 482 amino acids. The transcript is spliced from 5 exons. The record is from RefSeq and is a predicted model, not a curated record. Lineage: Eukaryota; Metazoa; Chordata; Aves; Cuculiformes; Cuculidae.